This is a messenger RNA of Clavispora lusitaniae ATCC 42720, 1863 nucleotides long. RefSeq lists its product as uncharacterized. NCBI's taxonomy places the organism in Eukaryota, Fungi, Ascomycota, Pichiomycetes, Serinales, Metschnikowiaceae. The record is from RefSeq and is a predicted model, not a curated record.
AUGGCUCCCGUUCCCGAUAUUCUUUCCGAUAACUUCUUCGAGGUCAUUAUUGUUGGUGGAGGCACUUGUGGCCUUGCAGUGGCAGCCCGGCUCUGCGAAAACACGCCUGCUGCUGUUUUCACCGAUGACGAGCACCAGCGGUUCCACUGGCUCAGGCAGCGCAAUGGCCGCCAAAUGAAAAACGGCAAGCGCCAGUACGAACUGGCGUCGCAACUCAAGCCGCACGAGAUUUUGGUGUUGGACGCCGUCGCCGACCGCUUCAUGGGCCAGUGGGAUGCUCAGUUUGGGGCAUGCCAGAUUCCGCACUUGCGCUCGCCCAUGUUCUUCCAUCCGGACCCGGGCAACAUCGACGCCAUGGUCGCUUGGGCACACCAAACGGGACGCGAAAGCGAGUUGAAGGAAAUCCCCAACGUCGUGGGACGAGAAUUGCUGAAGCAUCAGCAAAAGCGCAUGCGCCGGAAAUCGCUGCUGGCCUCGAGAAAUGCUUCCUCUCAUGACCGUCCUGGAAUAGUGGACGUCAACAUGCGCGAGUGGCGAGACUACUACAGACCCUCGACGCCCUUUUUCUGUGAUUUCUGCCAGAGCUUGGUUCAACGUUACAAUUUGGGCGACUGCGUACGCAAGGACGAAGUAGUUUCCAUCUGCUACGGUGACGUGCACAUUUUCGACAAGGGCAUGCACGAAACCGGGUUCAUCGUCACAACGAGCUCUGGAAAAAUCUACGCUGCUAAAGUAUGUGUCGUUGCAAGCGGUCACCGUGGUCGGAUCAAUUUCCCCCUCCCAGUGCUCAGGCCUGUUCUUGACCAGGUGGACGAAGAAAUGCAAUCCUUUCUUGAUCACACUUGUCAUACGACGCAUAUCUUUAGUGGAGCAGUGCGUUUUCCUCCAGCUGCUGUGGAAAAGAGAAUUUCCCAACGUACACCAGCCCACCUUGUUAUCGUCGGAGGAGGCCUCACUUCCGCCCAAUUGGCCCAUGUGGCAUGCAUGCGGGGAAUCCCGACGACGCUUUUACUCCGGGGUCCAGAGAAGAUCAAGCAUUUUGAUUUCCACUUGGACUGGGUGACAAAAUACAAAAAUGUCAAGAAGGCUAGCUUUUACCAAUUAGACAGCGAUUAUGAACGUUUGCAGCUCAUGGCAGAUGCGCGUGAAGGUGGUCUGGUUAACCCUGAGUACCAUAUGCUUCUUAAGAAACACUGUGCAGCAGGACGUCUUUCUAUGUUGAAGUACACUACAAUCGAUGCAGCAGAAAUGGUGGACGGAAGAUGGAAGUUACGGUUGAAGGCGGCUAAACCUUCGACAUCUGACGAGGUGAAACCUUGCACUAGUGACACAUCCAUAUUAUCUAGCGAUAUGAAUUCAGUUACUAGUGAUAUGAAUUCAGUUACUAGUGAAAUGACCGAAAAAAUAGCGGCAUUGAAUAUUGAAUACGUAUCCAGUGAUAUCUCGUCUACGCAAAGUUCAGACAAUGUAUCAUUAGAUGAGAUGGGGGCUGAGGACGACGAUACAGAGUCUUGGCUCUCGGCUGAUUAUGUAUGCUGCGCUACUGGAGUGCUGCCAGAUAUUGAAGGCUUGGAGUUCAUGCGUCCAAUUUUGAAUGAGUUUCCAAUCGAUGUUGUUGGUGGGUUUCCCUGCUUGACGGAACACCUUCAGUGGAACGAGGAUUUACCCUUGUAUAUGGUUGGGAAGAAUGCCUCACUUCGUAUAGGUCCAACGUCUGCCAACUUGGACGGGGCGAGACUUGGGGCUGAACGUGUUGGGUGGAAGAUUCAAAACGACAGACGAGGAGCCUCGAAUUCUCUUGAUACAAGACUUGAGAUGGCCGCCAACAAUAUGAACUGGUAUAAUAUUUUGCAGGAGGCAUGA